Molecule: messenger RNA, 811 nt
Organism: Olea europaea var. sylvestris
Lineage: Eukaryota; Viridiplantae; Streptophyta; Magnoliopsida; Lamiales; Oleaceae
Product: protein C2-DOMAIN ABA-RELATED 4-like
Exons: 3
Coding region: 76-576 (166 amino acids)
Source: RefSeq, a predicted model, not a curated record
CUCCAACUUUUCUUGAUUUUCAUUUGUUUGCCUGUUAAAUAAAGUGCUUGCUGCUAUUGUUUUUAACCAGUGGAGAUGGAAAAUUUGUUCGGUUUGCUAAGAGUCAAUGUCAUAAGAGGUAUCGACCUUGCUAUAAGAGACACUACAAGCAGCGAUCCUUACGUGAUUCUUAGGAUGGGAAAACAGAAAUUAAAGACUCGUGUGGUGAAAAGGAAUGUCAACCCUGAAUGGAAUGACCAACUAACCCUAUCUAUUGAUGACCCUAAUCUUCCAAUCAAGUUGCAAGUUUAUGACAAAGACAAAUUCAGUUUAGAUGACAAAAUGGGAGAUGCUGAAUUCGACACUAAAGAAUUUAUAGAAGCUGUAAAGAUGAGACUGCAUAAUAUUCCAAGUGGAACCGUAAUUUGCAAAGUAAAACCAAACCGGGAAAAUUGUCUAUCAGAAGAGAGUUGUAUUAAGUGGGAAAAUGGUGAAGUAAUCCAGCAAAUGUUUCUCAGACUCAGAAAUGUUGAGUGUGGUGAAAUAGAGCUCCAAUUGCAGUGGAUACAUGUCCCGGGAUCUAGAGGUUUGUCGUAAUGGAGUUAUAGGGCGUCCAACUCGUUACUUCUACGCAUGAUGUAAAGAUCGACAAGUUUCGUUAGGAGAAUUCGACCGCGCUCUAUAGUACUAAAAAUAAUCUUUAAAAAAUCUUGUUCAUUACAGCCUUGUACAGUUCAGAUUUUUGUUCUACUCCUUAGAAUGUAUUUAUAUGUCAGAUGUGAGUGUUAAAUUUGUACCCUUUUAAUUAUUUAUAUUUUUAUUUCCAAUUUGA